AAAGGGUGGAUUUGGUGAGAAUCGCAAAACUCCACCCUCCCGUGUCUGUCUGUCUGUCUCUGACUCCAUUCCCACCUUCGCCUGCGUCACUCACUCUUCCUUUCUUUCACUUCCUUUUCCUUAUCAUAUCAUUAUUCUCUUCUUUUUCUUUUCUUUUCAUUCUUCAACGCCCACAACACCACACCACUUUCUCUGUUCUCUCCACAUCUCCAACACUCACAUACUCUGAAAAAAAAAAUUAAAAAAAAUAUAAAAAAUAAAAAAAGUUUGUUUUUCUUCAACAAACCAUGGAGGGACUUCCCCAAGGUUACCGUCCCAACGUUGGUGUCUGUCUCAUCAACUCCGAUGAUCAGAUUUUUGUGGCUUCUAGGUUGAAUGUCCCAGGAGCAUGGCAAAUGCCUCAGGGGGGAAUUGAAGAUGGUGAAGAGCCCAAAUCUGCUGCCGUUAGGGAACUUCGAGAAGAAACUGGAAUAGUGUCUGCUGAGAUAAUUGCUGAGGUUCAGAAAUGGUUGACAUAUGAUUUCCCUCCUGCUGUGAAGGCUAAAGUCAAUCGUCUAUGGGGAGGUGAAUGGCAUGGACAGGCUCAAAAGUGGUUUCUUAUGAGAUUAACAAAAGAUGACAGUGAGGUCAACUUAGCUAAUGGGGAAGCAGAACGUGAAUUUGCAGAAUGGAAAUGGGCAGACCCUGAAGAAGUUAUUGAGCAGGCAGUGGACUACAAGAGACCAACCUAUGAAGAAGUUAUAAGAACCUUCAAGCCUUACUUUCAAGGGAGUGGAAUAUCUGCCAAAUGUAAAUCAACAAAGUGGUGAAUGUUAUUAUGAGUGUGCAUUGUAGUUCAAUCCAUUUUCUUAUCUAAUUUCACUGAGUUUGGAUAGCACUCAGCUAUGUGUAAAGGGAUGAUAGUUAGAACUGUUCAUUAGGUACUUGCCUUGUAAUGAUAAGCUAUGUGCAAAUGCCUAAUUUAUAUUCUAAACCUCCCUGCAAGGAUGAUUGUGAAUGUGUAUAGAACUGUUUAAUAAAGUAGGAAGCAUUGUGCAGCAGAAUAGUGAUCAAGGCUAAGUGCCAACGUAUGAGGACUGGUUUUUAUGAGAAUCUGCGAAAUAGUUUAUACUUUCUAUGAUAUUUGUUUCCUGUGUAUAAGUAAGAUCUGGUUUAAUAUU
Messenger RNA from Glycine soja, 1160 nucleotides. Its product is annotated as nudix hydrolase 25-like. The transcript is spliced from 6 exons. Gene Ontology annotation, molecular function: guanosine-3',5'-bis(diphosphate) 3'-diphosphatase activity; bis(5'-adenosyl)-pentaphosphatase activity. Lineage: Eukaryota; Viridiplantae; Streptophyta; Magnoliopsida; Fabales; Fabaceae. Gene Ontology annotation, biological process: ribose phosphate metabolic process; nucleoside phosphate metabolic process. The coding region runs from base 288 to 809 and encodes 173 amino acids. The record is from RefSeq and is a predicted model, not a curated record. Gene Ontology annotation, cellular component: chloroplast.